This is a messenger RNA of Penicillium daleae, 1803 nucleotides long. RefSeq lists its product as uncharacterized. NCBI's taxonomy places the organism in Eukaryota, Fungi, Ascomycota, Eurotiomycetes, Eurotiales, Aspergillaceae. Gene Ontology annotation, cellular component: nucleus. The transcript is spliced from 9 exons. Bases 1 to 1803 code for a protein of 600 amino acids. The record is from RefSeq and is a predicted model, not a curated record.
AUGUUUGCGGUCUCAAGUGCGGUCGCGAGCGUCCCAUAUGCGCUCGAUGUGACCGACUUAAUGCGACGUGCUACUACCCUAGCCCCCCAAAUCGCCGGGGUCCGCGAACUCAACGGAACAGCCUUCGGCUACUACAUAGGACAACCGAACGCGGUCGAGAUGCAACUCGCCCUCGACAUGCUGCCCAAUGUGACCUCGCGACAUAGCAUUGUGAGCCUCAGUCGCAAUGAUUCCCUUGGAGAUAUACUCCCUGGUAAUGACGCCGAAGCGGAUAACAUAUCUGUGCCACUAGCCACGGGAACACCUGUACUGUCUGAGUCCUAUUCAACACAACUACGUGUGACAAGUUCAUUCACAACAGAACCAGCCCCUACCUCGGAUCAGCCACCCUUGCCACCAACCGCCCUUGGUCUUUCGUUGCUCGAAAUAUACUUUUCACGCGUGUAUAACGCAUCUUUAAUGUUUUAUAAGCCUGUUCUCUUCCAACAGUAUCUUGCAGGGGAACUUCAUGGCGCUCUUCUGAAAGCUCUAUUUGCGCUAGCAACACUGUUCCUUCAACCGACAAAUAUAGACGACGAACGCCAUGUCGCAGCACUAGCCUAUCGGUCCUGUCAGCUUCUUGGAUACAGCAAGAAAAUUGCUGGCAGUACUGGUGGUUCGGAUUUGUCGCUCGAAUCAGAACUUGGCCGUCGGUGCUUCUGGGCUUGCUGGACAUCUACAUGCAUUGUGAUGGAGCCAGAAUCAUUUGUCAGAUCAUGCUGGCAAGAAGUUGCCGGGGUACCGCUCCCAGGAUUGAUUUUCAAUACUUCGUCAGGUCACAAGAUACUCCAUACCGAGAAAAUGGAUGAGAAUUGGCAUUCCAGUGUCCUAGGAUUUGUGGCAAAUACCGAGACUCAUCCGGGAGUCGCAGCACAGUUGGUGAAAAUGGUUGGGAUAUGGAGCCCCGUUCACCAAGACGGCUCGUCAUAUGAAGUACAGGUCCUGUUUCUCGUGCAUGAUGCCAUUUACCAUCAAUGCCAAAUCACAAUCCAUUCAAUGAUCGUUCCUUUAUUUUCGGGAAUUCCCCCUGAUGCGAAGAUAGGCCUUGGCAUGCAGAAAAAAAGCGCAGAGACUGUUGCAAAACAUGCAGAGCUCUUCUAUACCCUAUUGGAACCAUACCUCUGUGGGCGUUAUCAUGCAUCACGUCUCCCACCUCUCGUUGGCUACGGUGCUUUUGUCGCUGGUAUUGUACUUCUGGCUACGGAAAUAUCCUGCCAGGAGAGAGAGACCAGUGGCUCGUCUGCUCAGACCGUGAAGGAGAAUUACAGACUAGCUGCUGUGAAGUCAAUAUUGCGCCUAUUGGAUAAUAUCAGAGUCUAUUGGACGGUGUUGCAACGUCCGUGGGAAACCUUGUAUGCAGCGUUGCAAACAGAACUUUCCAAGCGAAAAGCACAACUGAGGCCAACAAACUCACGGGGUAACCAAUUGUCGGUACAAGUCGAUGAUUACGAACCUCCCGAGAUAUCAGAAACAUACAACCAAAAUAUGGAUAUUUCAAAUGAACAGCUGCAAAUUUUGGCGGCCGAUAGUAGUGGAGGAGGACGAGGACAUGAAACCCAAGUCGGCUCCCAUCCAUCUACAGUCAUCGACGAUCGGCUUGAAGCUCAAAGUGAGAUGGAAGAAAGCGGCUCGCUGAUGGAUCAGAUCAAUUUACCACAAGACUAUAACUGGUACAGUUUAUCUUUCGCGGAAGCUGGAGUAGAGCAGUUUGCCGGGCUCGAUCCUUCUACGCUAUUCCUACAAGGCUGGAGGACAUUUGGUUAG